Hirundo rustica (Barn swallow) is the source of this 1952-nucleotide messenger RNA. It is a transcript of the gene GLCE, whose product is annotated as glucuronic acid epimerase. Gene Ontology annotation, cellular component: Golgi apparatus. Gene Ontology annotation, biological process: heparan sulfate proteoglycan biosynthetic process. The record is from RefSeq and is a predicted model, not a curated record. Gene Ontology annotation, molecular function: heparosan-N-sulfate-glucuronate 5-epimerase activity. The transcript has 5 exons. NCBI's taxonomy places the organism in Eukaryota, Metazoa, Chordata, Aves, Passeriformes, Hirundinidae. Bases 165 to 1931 code for a protein of 588 amino acids.
CCCUCCGUGCUCCCCCCGCUGCCCCGCGCGGGGGUUCCGCCGCCCGCCAGGCCCCGGGCGCAGGAAUCCUGAGAGGAAUCCAUAAAUCCCGGGAUUUUUUGCCCCUGGAAGCUCGGAAUGCAUUAGAAUUCCAAGAAUUCCCUUUCCCUAAGGAAUGCAGCACCAUGCGCUGCCUGGCCCGCCUCAGCUCCAAGGCGCUGCUGGUGCUCUGCUCCCUCCUGGCUCUGCUCUCGCUGCUGCUCUGGACCCGCUGCUCCCGGCAUUCCCAAUCCCCUCCGGAGCCCCCGGAGCGCCGCCGGGCCCCCGACGGCGAGGAGGCGUCGCCCCAGGAUCCGCCCGGAGCGGCGGGAAUGCCGGGAAAAGCCGGGCCGAGGUACGAGGAGAUCGACUGCGUCAUCAACGAGGAGCAGACGGUGAAGGGGCGGCGCGAGGGCUCGGAGGUUUUCCUGCCCUUCAGCUGGGUGGAGAAGUACUUCCAGGUGUACGGCCGGAUCUCCCAGUCCUCCGACGGGAGCGAGCGCUUCGAGUUCUCCCACAGCUAUUCCAAGGUCUACGCCCAGCGCGCUCCGUACCGGCCCGACGGCGUCUUCAUGUCCUUCGAGGGCUACAACGUGGAGCUGCGCGACAGGGUCAAGUGCAUCAGCGGCGUGGAAGGCGUUCCCGUCUCCACGCAGUGGGGCCCUCAGGGAUACUUCUACCCCAUCCAGAUCGCCCAGUACGGCCUGAGCCACUACAGCAAGAACCUGACGGAAAAACCGCCCCGCGUGGAGGUGUACGAGACGGCGGGAGACGGGAACGGCGGCGGCGGGAAUGAGGGGGAAUGGACCGUGCCCAAGGGCUGCUCCCUCGCCACCGUCUGGGACGAGAGCCGGCUCACCGCCGUCAAGCAGUUCUCCUGCCCAGAAAACUCCGAGGGCAUCUCCCUGGAGCUGAACAACGCCCGGGACUUCAUCAUCUCCCUCGACCUCAAGUUCCAGGGCAACGGCAGCGUCUCGGUGGUGCUGGAGACCACGGAGCGGGGCCGGCCCUUCACGCUGCACUACGUCUCGGGCAGCACGCGCCUCAUCUCCCUGCGGGACCGCGACGUCUCCUACGGCAUCGGCGCACGCGGCGCCUGGAGCACGCUGACCCGCGACCUCCUGACGGACCUGCGCAAGGGCGCCGGCCUCUCCAACACCAAGGCGGUCCGGCAGACGCGGGUCGCCCCCAGGAAGCUGCUGCGCCUGGUGGCCCGCGGCCGCGGCCUCCUGGACAACGUCACCGUCUCGGCCACGGCGCACGCCGCCGCCUUCUUCGCCGCCAGCCGCUGGCUGCUGCGCAACCAGGACGGGCGCGGCGGCUGGCCCAUCGCCGUCACCAGGAAGCUGGGGGAAGGCUUCAAGCCCUUGGAUCCCGGCUGGUACUCGGCCAUGGCGCAAGGGCAGGCCAUGUCCACCUUGGUCAGGGCGUACCGGCUGACCAAGGAGCCGGCCUUCCUGAGCGCGGCGCUGCGCGCCACGGCGCCCUUCAAGCUGCCGCCGGAGCAGGGAGGGGUGCGGGCGGUCUUCAUGGGGCGGCACGACUGGUACGAGGAGUACCCCACGUCGCCCAGCUCCUUCGUGCUGAACGGCUUCAUGUACUCGCUGAUGGGCCUCUACGACCUGAAGGAGACGGCGGGCGAGGAGCUGGGGCGGGAGGCGCGGCGGCUGUACGAGCGCGGCAUGGCGUCGCUCAAGGCCAUGCUGCCGCUCUUCGACACGGGCUCGGGCAGCGUCUACGACCUGCGGCACUUCACGCUGGGCACGGCGCCCAACCUGGCGCGCUGGGACUACCACACCACGCACAUCAACCAGCUGCAGCUGCUGGGCUCCGUGGACGAGGCGCCCGUCUUCAAGGAGUUCGUCAAGAGGUGGAAGAGCUACCUGAAGGGCGGGAGGGCAAAGCACAACUGAGAGGGGUUGGUUUGGUUUGUU